GUAACCUUUAUGAUUUGUGGCGCAUUAACUCCUCUUUUUAAACAUAGGCAUUCUGUAGAUGGCGCAUUUUUACCACGUGACUACUCAGCGUCCUACUUCUGUAGUAAAAACAUGUACAGGCCAUUUUACCAGUCCAAAUGAUCUCAACUUACUGAUAUGCAAAAACACCUACGUCGAGGUUUUUGAAGUUACAUGUGAGGGCCUGAAAUUGAUUCGAGAUGUGCCCAUCAAUGCUAAAAUCGUUGCUGCUAGUCUAUUUAGACGAAAAGAUCGUGAAACAGACUCCUUAUUUUUACUCACUCACAAGGCUGGUGUUGCUAUCAUUGAGUGUGUACGAAAUAAUGAUUCAGUUGAAUUUGUCACUGUUGCCUCUGGAAGUGUAGAAGAUAGAAGUGCACGAAUAAUCGAUCAGGGUUUUGACGUUUUGAUCGAUCCUGGUGCCAACUAUAUUGUCGUGCGAUUGUAUCAUGGUCUUCUAAAAAUCAUAUUACUUCAGUGUAUUGGGGAAAAAAUUGGCACCGAUUUUUUAGAUACAAACCAAUGGACUGUAAAUACGUACAGUGUGAGAAUCGAAGAGGGUAACAUUGUUGAUAUGGCCUUCAUAUAUGGCUAUAGUUUGCCAACAUUUGCUAUGAUUUAUGAGGAUGAACUUGUUUUACAUAUGAAAACAUAUGAAAUAUAUGGACGGGAGCCUGUACUUCGCAAUGUUCAACUGACCUUAGAUUCCAUAGAACCUGAUUCUAAACUUCUUAUUCCAGUUCCCAAACCUUAUGGAGGUGUUAUUUUAGUCGGUGACAAUAUUAUAUGCUAUCAUACUAAGGAUGGACCCCAUAUAUCUCAGUACAUUCCACAAGCAAAAGCCAGUCAAGUACUAUGUUACGCUGCAGUUGAUGCACAACGUUAUUUAUUAGGUGAUAUGGCUGGUCGUUUAUACAUGGUACAUUUAUUGUCUGAAGAUACAUCUGCAGCAAAUAGUGGUACAAGUAAUUCGGAUAGUCUUUCAGCAGUUCGUAUUGGAUCUAUUCGAAUUGAACUUCUUGGUGAAACUGCUACACCUGAAUCUAUAGCUUAUUUAGAUAAUGGCGUUGUAUUUAUUGGUUCAACGCUGGGUGAUUCACAAUUGAUACGGUUAAAUCCUGAUCCAGAUCCUGAACGUAAUAGUUAUAUUACUAUUUUAGAAACAUAUACAAAUAUUGGACCAAUAGUUGAUAUGGUUUUAUUAGAGACAAAAGGUCAAAAUCAAUUGAUCACUUGUUCUGGAGCUUAUAAAGAAGGAAGUUUACGUGUUAUACGCAAUGGAAUCGGGAUUCAUGAACAUGCUACAAUUGAUCAAGAUUUAAUUAAAGGCGCUUGGUGCUUUCCAAUUGAAUCUGAUCGUUACGAUGAUACAAUUGUCGUAUCGAUGGUUGGUCAAACUCAACUACUCCGCCUUGCCGAUGAUGAUAUUACAGCUCUACAUUUGGAAGGUUUUAAAACCGAUGAACAAACUGUGUAUUGUGCUACUCUAACUCCGAGCAAUGAUUCACCUACACCAGAAGAACAUUCAAUGAUGAUGAUGAUGGUUGAUGAUGAAACGAAUCAUCUCAAUAAUCAUAAUCAUAAUAAUCAUAGUCAUUGUAGUAAUUCAACGCCACCAAUGGAUUCCUUAUUAUUACAAGCAACAACUAGUGGUCUACGUUUAAUCGGUAUACAAUCCUUGUAUGGUAAAGGUUGUUUAACAGAAUGGAAAUCACCAACUGGACGUGGGAUAUCAUGUUUAAGUUCAUUUCGUCAUACUAUUGUUGUAGCUAGUGGAACUGAAUUAUAUGUAUUAAAAGUAGUUGGUACAGUGAAUCAACCGAAAUUUGAACAAGUUUCACAUAGACAAAUGGCUCAUGAAGUAGCUUGUGUUGAUCUAACUCCUUUUCAUCUUGGUCGUGCAAUUGCAGCCAUACAUGCGAAUUCAUCAAAUCAUUUAGUAGAUUCAACAGUAGUAGUAUCUUCUUCCAGUCAUGAUGACUCUGUGCUACCACAUUUAGUUGCAGUUGGUUUAUGGUUAGGACAUGGUCUUGCUUUAUUGAAAAUUCCUAAUUUAGAACUUGUUCAUGAAGAACCAUUACCUGAGACAACAGCAUCUACUGGUACAGCUUUAUUGCCUCGCUCGGUGCUGAUUGCUCAAUUAGAAGAGAUUGCUUAUUUGUUUGCUGCAAUGGGUGAUGGUACAUUGUAUUUUUAUACUAUUGAUCCUACUGAAAAUCGUGUUUGUUUACGUGAUCCUAAACGUGUUAGUGCAGGUACUGGACCUUCAAUGUUUCUUAGACAAUGGCGUUCACAGCGUAAAGUCAAUGUAUUUGUUUGUUCCAAUCAUCCUUGUGUAAUAUAUUCAAUAAAAAAUAAAUUAAUAUUUGCAAAUUUAAAUUUGAAAGAAGUGAAUUUUAUGACUCCUUUGAAUGGAUUAUUUUAUAAUGAUUGCAUUGCCCUAGUUACUCCAACAGCACUCAUCAUUGGAUCAGUAGAUGAAAUUCAAAAACUCCACGUAAGAACUUUACCUUUAGAAGAAACACCAAAACGUCUUGCAUUACAAUCGGAAACUGGUAGUUUAGGUGUGAUAACAUAUCGUCAAGAAAUGUUUCAAGAAGGUAUGGGAUUUAAACCUGUUCGUCCAUCAAUAUCUCUAUCACAGAAAAUUCCUAAGUCAGCUAGUCGACUUCCAAAAACUGCACCAUCUUCUGUCUCUGCUACUGAACGAAAAUUUCGUGAAAUUGAAGUUUCAUCUCUGCUCAUAUUUAAUCAAUCGAAUUUGGAAAUUCAAUUUGCGCAUAAUUUCUACUUUAGUCAAACUUUAGUUGAAGUGGCUGUCAGUAUUGCAUCUGUUCAAUCAGACAUACAUAAUGGAUCGUUGUUUGCUGUAGGCACUGCAUUUCUUGUAGAAGAUGAAGUGGAACCAUCGAAAGGCCGGAUUCAUUUGUUUCGUUGGGAUCCGGAAUCUUCUCGAUUAGAUACUAUCUUGGUACAUGAUGUGAAUGGUUCUGUUUAUCGUAUAGUAGAUUUUAAUGGUCGUCUCUUAGCUGCUAUCAAUAGUUCGGUACGAUUAUUUGAUAUAAAAGAAGAUUCAUUACGUUUGGCUUGUAGUUUCAAUGAAAAUAUCAUUGUACUAUUUCUUCGUCGUAAAGGUGAUUUUGUUCUAGUCGGUGAUUUAAUGCGUUCAUUGACAUUGUUAUUAUUUAAAUCAAAUGUUAAUAAUUUUGAAGCUAUUGGACGACAUCGUCAUCCUCGUUGGACAACAUGUAUUGAAAUUCUAGAUGAUGAACAUUUUCUUGCUGCAGAAGUUGAAAAUAAUCUGUUUGUAGUCUCUAGAGAUCUACCAGAAAACACAAAAGAACCAAGUUUUCGUGCAUUAUUAUCAUCAUCUGCAUCAACAACAAUAUCAAGCGAUCCAUGUGUUUUACCAUCAUUAUCAAGUCAUUUACAAGUGAAUAAUUCGUCUUCUUCAUCAUCGUCAAAGACCGCCAGUUCAUCCACUCAACCUGGUGUUGGUGGCGCCAGUGGCGGCGUCGGCGGCGGCUGCAGCAGCACUGCCACUACUACUACUACUACUACGAAUGAUAGUAAUGUUUCUUCUUCCUCCACUGGUCCUAGUUCGAAUACUACAACUGCCUCCAAUGCAGCAUCAGCAUCAUCGUCAUUAUUAUCAUCAACAUCAACAUCAUCAUCGGUAACAGAAAAUCGUACUGGUAGUAAUAGUGGUAGUGGUAGUACUAGUAAUACACAAUCAACAACUCGUCAUUUUCUUGAUUCACGUUUAACUAGUAAUAAACCUAACUCAAGUGGUGGUGUAUCCGGUGAAAUGCAACGUCUGGUUGAUUGUGCUUAUUUUCAUACAGGAGAUUUUAUCAAUGUAUUUGUACGUGGUAAUCUUGUACUUCAAAAUGCCGAAGAACGUUGGGCUGCUGUCGGUUAUCCUGGUCACCUUUAUGGUACUGUCAAUGGAGGUUUAGGUCUUCUUGUUCAAGUCUCUCCAGUUUUAUUUGCAUUUUUAAAAGAAAUUGAAUUUCGCUUAUCAAAUUUAGUUGUACCUGUUGGUGGAUUUCCACAUGAUACAUGGAGAGCUUUUAAAGCUGAUCGUGAAAUUAAAAUGGCACAUAAUUUUGUCGAUGGUGAUCUCAUUGAAACAGUUACCGAUUUAAAUAUGGAAGAUAAAGCUAAACUAGUCAAAGGUUUACGUAUACCGGUAAAUAUGAAUGAAUUUGGAACUGCUGGUUCAACGUGUACUGUUGAUCCAGAGACAAGAGAAUGUACUGUGGAAGAUUUAGUUAAAGUGAUCGAGGAAAUGUCACGUCUGCAUUAGUAGUAGCCAAUAUGUUGUAACCAAAACUAAAAAUCAUACUAACCAAUGGUUGAUAUUGAUGAUGAUGAUGCCAUUGUCACUAUUUACUCACAUUCAAUGUGUUUAUCUAAUUGAUGAUGAAUACUGUUAGAUUUCUUCUGUUUUUUUUUAAAAAAAGUCAUAUUUUCCAACCUAAUAAUUAUUGCAAACACUUGAUAAUUCUGUACAUGUUUCCCAUUUCUCUCUCUCUCUCUCUUCACCAAUACAAUUUCCCAAUUUCAUAUUAUAUAGCAUAACAUAACAGCAUACUGAUUAUUGAUAUGUCAGAAUAGAGUUUGCUGAGACACUCUGUCAAGACUUACCACCCCACCCCACCCCCUCUGGUCCUUCACCAUAUAAUGUGAGUGUUAGGAUAUCAUAUUUCUUUGUCGGUUGUAUUUCUUCUUGCUGAAAAAAAUAUCAAACUAUCUUGUGC
Molecule: messenger RNA, 4781 nt
Organism: Schistosoma turkestanicum
Lineage: Eukaryota; Metazoa; Platyhelminthes; Trematoda; Strigeidida; Schistosomatidae
Source: the annotation of a GenBank genome assembly